Molecule: messenger RNA, 2049 nt
Organism: Lactuca saligna
Lineage: Eukaryota; Viridiplantae; Streptophyta; Magnoliopsida; Asterales; Asteraceae
Source: the annotation of a GenBank genome assembly
CUUUCCAUAUCUCUCUUUUUUCUUUUGUUUUUUAUUUUUUAUUUUUUAUUUUUUAAUGAAUGUAGUUUAUUUUUGUAUAUGUGAAUAUUAAAUGACACGUGUAAUUAAGAGAGUGUAAUCGACAAAAAAAGGAAGUCAACAUGGAAGAUUCAAUAAGAAAAGAGGAAAAUGAUAAUGUCCUCUCUAUUAUCUAUUAUAUUAUGUCAUUGCGUAUGUCACUCCAUCAUAUUAAAAGUUACGUUCUUGGGCAAGAAACAAAGUCAUAGAAGUGGUCAAUGUCUGUGCGCGGACCUUCGAGUCAAUUCCCCUUUCAACUUGUCCACCGAUAAAUGCAAACAUGUUUGAUUUCAAUAUAAAGAGUCGUGAUUGAUCAUAUUCUGGGAACUAGUUGGAAGUGAAUAAACAUAAUGGAUGCAGUGACAAACACAGUGGCAAUUUCAUGUGCUAUAGCAGUUGUACUAUGCGCAUGGCAGUUGGUAAACAUUUUGUGGGUGAGACCAAAAAAGCUGGAAAAGCACCUGCGGAAUCAAGGUUUCAAUGGAAACAAAUACAGAUUUUUGUAUGGGGACAUGAAAGAGUUUUCUUUGAUGGUCCAAGAAUCCAAAUCUAAGCCUUUAAGUCUGGAUGACGAUGAUGGAGUUCUAAAACGCGUUGUGGCAUUCACCCAUCACUCUUUGCAAAAACAUGGUAAAAAUUUAAUCACAUGGAUGGGAUGGAAACCAAGAGUGACUAUUAUGGACCCUGAUCUCAUCAAAGAUGUAUUUGUAAAGUUAAAUGACUUUCAUAAGCUGGAACCUUCUCCAAUGACAAAGUUUAUAGCAACAGGAUUAGUGACAUACGAAGGGGACCAAUGGACUAAACAUAGGAAACUAAUCAACCCAGCCUUCCAUAUGGAGAAGCUAAAGAAUAUGGUACCAGCUUUCCAGUUAAGUAGCAGCGAAAUGCUUGGGAAGUGGGAGAAGUUGGUUUCAUCAAAGGGAUCAUGUGAGCUCGAUAUUUGGCCUGACCUUCAAGCUUUAACAAGUGAUGUGAUAUCAAGAACCGCAUUUGGAAGUAAUUAUGAAGAAGGUCUUCAGAUAUUUGAACUCAUAAGAGAACAAAGUGUACUUGUACAGGAGGCAGUGAUGUCAGUUUACAUUCCUGGAUCUAGGUUUUUUCCAACAAAGAGGAACAGAAGGAUGAAUUCUAUAGACAGAAAAGUAAACCAUUCUAUAAGAGGUAUCAUAAACAACAAGCUCAAGGCAAUGGAGGCUGGAGAAGAGACAACAUCGGGCUUGCUUGUAUGGACAAUGAUUUUAUUAAGUAAGCAUCAAGAAUGGCAGUCGCGUGCUAGGGAAGAGGUUCUGAAUGUUCUUGGGGACAAAAAUGUGGAUUUAGACCGGAUAAAUCACCUAAAAGUUAUCAAUAUGAUUUUCUAUGAAGUAUUGAGGCUAUAUCCACCAAUCGUUGGGCUAUUUCGUAGAGUUGACAAAGACAUCACACUGGGAGGAUUUUCACUACCAUCUGGAACUCAUAUUGAAUUACCCAUCAUGAAUAUUCAUUACGAUGAGAAAAUGUGGGGUGCUGAUGCAAAGAAAUUUAAUCCUGAUAGAUUUUCUGAAGGAAUAUCAAAGGCAACAAAAAACCAAGUCAUUUACUUUCCCUUUGGUUGGGGACCUCGAAUAUGUAUUGGACAAAACUUUGCUUUGAUUGAAGCUAAAAUUGCCCUCGCCAUGAUCUUACAGAAGUUCUCUUUCGAACUUUCACCAUCGUAUAUCCAUGCUCCUCAUAAGCUUCUCACCCUUCAACCCCAGUAUGGUGCGCAUUUGAUUAUGCAUAAACUCUAGCAUUCUUUCCAUUAGUUUGCCUUGAAUACUGUUAUUUUGAUUGGAUGCCUAUAUUGUAUUAUUCAAAUAAUUAUGUAUGGAGGGGCACAAUAUUUGCAAUAUAUAUUUUAUGUUAAAGCAAUUAUGGUUGCAAAUUACAUGUGUCUAUUUUUAUAUUUAGAAUGUAUACAUUGCUCUAAUUUUGUCUGUAUUUUUCCACUUCGCAAUAAAGAAUAAUGAAGAG